Messenger RNA from Drosophila pseudoobscura, 595 nucleotides. RefSeq names its product UPF0691 protein C9orf116 homolog. The record is from RefSeq and is a predicted model, not a curated record. Gene Ontology annotation, biological process: axoneme assembly. The transcript is spliced from 2 exons. Gene Ontology annotation, cellular component: axonemal microtubule. Lineage: Eukaryota; Metazoa; Arthropoda; Insecta; Diptera; Drosophilidae. Bases 33 to 377 code for a protein of 114 amino acids.
AUUGUAAAAUUUUCUCAAACUCUGUCGGCAAAAUGUGUGAGCCUGCCUGCGACGAUUUGGAGACCUUCAAUCCCCAAGUGGAGUUCCAGAAGUUUCUGAAACGCAAGCCAAUCGUCCAGACAGCCAAACUCUACGAGAAUCUACAUAAGCGCGAGGACAUCAAGUGUCCCUACAGCUUCAAGGGCUAUGGCGUGGAGACGGACACCAAUACCAUGUACCGCACUUGCAACUCGGAGUACGGCUACUAUGCCCCCAAUGUCUAUACCAUACCAAAGCGCUUCCAUUCGCGCGGCCAGAAGUUCUCCAACGAGGUGGCGCGCUUCGGCAUGUACCGCAACUUCUCCCUGAAUACCCACAUUGAUGCCACAUUCUACUAGACUUUGGUUGCUGUUCCCACUUGUCAGCAAUCCUUUUAUGGUUUUCUAAAAAUGUUUAAAUCCGUUCUUAAGUCAGCAAACACCUCCAAACACCAGUACUUUAUCCCUUCUUUGGACACCAUUUAGAUAGCACUUAACGACUAUUUAAAUCCCUAAAAAUCGUAUAUGUAUGUAACAAGGAAAUAAAAUGGCCAUACUCGGUGUUUCUUCAUUUAUCA